UCCUCCUCCUCCUCCAUUCUCCUUCUCCUCCUUCUCCUUUUCUUCUUCUUCUUCUUCUUCUUCUUCUUCUUCUUCUUCUUCUUUGUGCCAAUUGUUCCCUGUGUGUUGUCUUAUUUCCUCAAUUAGGUUAGAAGUCUGAUUGCAGAUGAUAUAGUUUUUUCUCUUAUGCCUUGCACCUCAGGUCCAUGAACAUUUGACUGAUGUCACAGGAGAAAAGGUACAAGUGACAUUAUCACCACCUCAUUGAGAUAGUCAUUUCCAUCCAUAAGGUAGACUUUGGCAAAAUCUCUUCACUGGAAUUUCCAUAGAGUAUCAACUGGGAGAUUCUUUUGAUCUGCUCCUUGAUGAUUUGAUUCUUUGAAGCAUGCAUAAGUAGCACCUUACUGAGUCAGCUCACUUCCCAAGUAUUUUCAAACUAAUGAUAGUCCUAAUAAAAUGCUGUGAGGGUCUAAUGUGUUGUAAAUGGAGGGCUUUAGUUUGGAUAGCCGCUGGAUGGCCUAGGGCCAAUUAUUCACCUAUGUGUCAGUUCCAGGAUGGAGAUAAUCAUACUACUCAUUGGGUUGAUAUGAGAAUUAAAUUAGAUAAUGUAUAUAGAAAGAAGCUAGAUCCCUGCUUGGCAUAUAGCAUUUAUUCAGUAAAUGCCAGCUCUCAUCACCCCCAUACAGAAUACUGUCCACUGUUAAUCCAAAGGACAGGACAAUUGAGCUGCCAGAGAUUGACUUCCUUAAAAACAAACAAAACAAAACAAAAAACAGGCUUAGAAUAAGAAAGACCAAAAUGUUUUAUUUAAUUAGCUAUAACACUCUUAGUCCUUCAAUUAUUUUUUUCCCCUUCCCCAAUACAAAUAGUGGAUAAUAGAAAACUGUAGAGAAAAAGCAGGAAAAAGUACUUACAGUCCCAUCACUUAGAGAAAACAACUGUUUACAAUGUGCCAUAUUUUACAGGUAAUUUGAGAUCAUACUAAGAUGAGAUUUUGCUAGCUUUUGUUUUUAAAAGUUUUAGCAUAAGCAUUUUCUUAUGGCAUUAAAACUUUUUUUUUUUUUUUAAUUUUAGAGAGAUAGGGAAUCUCAAGCAGGCUCUAUGCUCAGUAUGAAGCCCCAUGCAGGCCUCGAUCCCACGACCCUGGGAUCAUGACCUGAGCCGAAAUCGAGAGUCAGACACUCAACUGACUGAGCCACCCAGGCACCCCAAAACAUCAUUUAAAAAAAAUUUUUUUUUAUGUUUAUUUAUUUUUGAGAGACAAAGAGAGACAGAGCACAAGUGGGGGAGGGGCAGAGAGAGAAGGAGACACAGAAUCCAAAGCAGGCUCCAGGCUCCGAGCUGACAGCACAGAGCCCGACAUGGGACUUGAACUCACAACCGUGAGGUUGUGAGAUCACAACCUGAGCCGAAGUCGGUUGCUCAACAGACUGAGCCACCCAGGUGCCCCAAAACAUCAUUUUUUUUUUGUUUUAUUUUGUUUUAUUUAUUUAUUUUUUUUUUUUUCAAAACAUCAUUUUUUAAAUGGUUGUAUUAUAUCCCCAAGAAUUUAUUUAACCUUUCUCUGGAAGCUUUAGGCUGCAGCAAGGGGUCUCUACAUCAUAAACAUUGCUGUAGCAACAACUUCAUGUGUAACUCUUUUUUCUUUUUUUUUAAUAAAGAUUUUUCUUAAGUUUAUUUAUUUUGAGAGAGAGAGAAGGAUCUGGGGAGGGGCAGAGAGAGAAAGAGAGGGAGAGAGAAUCCCAAUCAGGCUCCGCCCUGUCAGUGCAGAGCCCGACUGGGGACUCAAAUGGGCUCAAACUCACCAACAGUGAGAUCAUCACCUGAGUCAAAAUCAAGAGCCGAACACUGAACCAACUGAGCCACCCGCGUGCCCUUGUCCGUGACUCUUUCUUAAGUUAUUGUUGAUGAGAUGGGUCGACACAUACUUUUUGGAAGAGGAACCAAAACAGCACAAAGUAGUAUUUAGAUGUUUCCUUGAAAUGCUGGAUAUUUUAGACCACAAGGACACUGUUAGAUGAGCCACCCUGGUGGAGUGAGGAGAGAAAUGCAAAGGAGAUUGUUGGAGUCACCAAACACUAUGCUGCAGAAAGGCAAGUAUUUGGGCAUCCUCAGAAGACUGGAGGAUCAGUGCUGCCCUCUCCCUUCCCUCCUCUGUUGCUUGGCAACAAGCAGAAAUAAAGACUGGAUCAGGGAGGGCAGCCUCCUGUGGGGUGGGCAUUCUGGCUUCUCAAAUCAUUUAGAUAGGAUGCUACGAGCAGAAAAUGGGUGAAAAUCCAUUGCACCCAUAACAUACUCGUAGGUACAAACCAAAGAAACCUAAAUCUGUCACCCGUUUCAGCUAGCCAGCAUGGUGAAAGUAUGAGGCCUCAAUUUUCCAAACAUUGGGGUAUUUAGCUUUGGCAUUUGGGCUUUCCACUUCCUAUGAGAAAAACCAGGAUAAAAAAGAUCAUAGAAUUUUCUGGUUGUAUCUACACAGAGGGUAGAUAUAUAUGCUUUUUUUUUUUUUUUUUUUUUUUUUGUAAAAAAACUGUACUCAGUACUUCUACAUGGAUGGGAAGCAUUGCAAAUUCAAGAACACAAGACCGAAAUGGAAAGCAAGGGCACACUGUAGUAUUCCUACCAUGUGGGACGUGGUCAGAGUCCCAAGUUUGCUCAUGAAGUUAUGAAUUGUGCAAUGCACAUUUAAACCGAAGAUUAAGACUUUAAGACCCAAGUGGCCUGCAUCUAAGUGGUUAAGUCAGGUAUCAGAAUGUGUUAGGCAUGUGAACACUUUUCCUCAAAAGACCAGUAAGUGAAUUUCAACCUUAAUACGAAGGAUAUUUUGCUUGGCACAGUAACCAAAGAUGGAAAGGGUGCUGUUAAUGUUUAGCAUGUGGGGCAUUUAACAAGUGAAUAAAACAAAACCCAUCAUGGUUUUGGAAAUAGAAUUAGUAGAGAAACAAAGGAGUACUGGUUUUAAUUGACAGGUUUUGGGGGUUUGUUUUUGUGAUAGCUUGACUUGUGUGUAGGUGUGUGUGAGUGGCUUUAAUACAAACCAAUUGCCUUGAAAGUAAAAAUAAAUCAAGGUUUGACUUCUAUGAUAUUUAAUUACAUGUGCUUUAGCUUUAAUAAGUAAGCCAGUAUUCACCUUGGGAUGGCAGUAUUCUGAAUCAGAUACAGAAACUGUUCAGUGUACCCAAUGUGGCGCACAGAAUUUCUCAGAAGACCUUUUCUGUAGGUGAUGGAGCUAUCCAGUGUGGUCUCUCAUUACUUAAUUCAUGACAUCUCUUAGAUGCUUAGACUUGGCUAAUCAUAUGUGUGUGUAUGGGUGGGUGUGUGUGUGUGUUCGUAUUCUCCUUGGGAAUACAUUUGAAAAUAACCGAUGAUUCGAAGGGGUGAGGUAAUGUUAUUUUUAGAGGCAGUUACAUCAAAAUAAUGAUCUGGACCUCCAGCAGGUUUCUCGUUUGGAAAGAGGACAGAAAAACUUAUGACCAUAGUGAGUACUUAACAGUAGUCACUUCCAGUAGAGUAGCUGUUAUUGAGCAACAGCUGUGUACAUAUUGUUCUGUACGUGUUUUUAUGAAAGCAUGCACAUUACCAACCCCACUGUCCAUUUUACAGAUGGAGAGAGAGAGGCUCAGAGAAGUGAGGUAUCCUGCCCCAAAGCCUUUAUGUAGUCCGUGAAUGACCAGGCCAAAAUUCAGACCCAAGUCUAAGUCCAUUGCCAGCUAGCUGGCUCUCUUUUCUGCCCUGAUAAACUUAUUAUUUAUGUUGGGAAAAGGAAGUGUGUUCUGUAAAACUUUAAGAAGAGAUGAGUGUAUGCAAUCUGUGCACCUUGGGCGAAAAGCUCAUCCAUGUGCCUGUGGAAGUAACAGCGGCCAACAUUAAAGGGCACUUACUAUGUGCAGACACUAAGCUAAACACUUUAUAUGGAUUAUCUCAGCAAACGCUCGCAGUACCCUGUGAGUUGGGUACUGCUAUAGAUUGAACAUUGUGUCCCCCACCAAACUCAUAUAUUGACAUUCUAACCCCCAAGGUGGUGUUAUUAGGAGGUGGGGCCCUUGGGAGGUGAUUAGGUCAUGAGGGUAGAGCACUUAUGAUUGGGAUUAGUGUCCUUAUAAAAGACCCCAGAGAGCUAGAACCCCCAUCCCCACUUCUGCCGUGUGAGGGGACAGCAAAAAGAUAGCCAUCUAGGAGGCAGGCUCUUGCCAGGCGCUGAAUCCACCAGUACCUUGAUCUUGGAUUCCAGAAUUGUGAGAAAUAAAUUUCUGUUGUUUAUAAGAUACUGAGACUAUGGUAAGACAAAUCAUAUGAUCUUCCCUCGGCAGGUGAAGAAACUGAAGGAUAGCACAAAGGCUUGGGGCAAAACUGUCUGAGUUCAGAUUUUGACUCUGCUGGGCUAGACUUGGGUAGUGUUCUGUAGUGGAAAGAGCUUUGAAGCCACCAGACCUGAAUUCAGAGCCUCACUGUGCCAUUACUAACAGUGUCACCUUCAGGCGAGAUCCUUAACUUCUCCAUUAGAGAUAAUGGCGUCCAUCUUACUGGUUGUGAGGACCAAAGGCAGAAAAUGGAGAUAAGUUGUAAAACAGAGUGACUGGACCCUGCUACGUGCACAGUAAAAGAUAUUUUACUUGGCAACACAAGCAGGACAUUUAAUAUUAAUAUUACUGCUGUUACUUAGUCACAGAGGCUUUCAAAACUUUGUGAAAUCUCAGGAUUUCCAUGAACUCAUCUUGCCCCAACUGAGACUGGGCUUCAUUCAAGGUAUCUUCCAACCUGACCCAACAUCACAUCCUGAAUGGAAGUGCCCUAAUUCUGACGUUUCUAGAGGCAAGACACAUGGCCUGUGUCGCAAUUCUUGACCUCAUUGUCAACUUUCAUAAGUUGCCCCACUGCAACUCCUGAGAUGUACAGCAUGACCUGUCUGAGGGUGAUUUUGGCAACUUGGUGACUAAGAAGACUGUCAUUUGUUUUACUGUUAAUCUAGUGUCAGGACAAAGUUGGGUUUGUUUUUUUUUUAAUGUUUAUUUACUUUUGAGAGAGAGAGAGAGAGAGAGAUACAGAGUGCGAGUAAGGGAGGGGCAGAGAGAGAGAGGGAGACACAGAAUCCGAAGCAGGCUCCAGGCUCUGAGCUAUCGGCACAGAGCCCGAUGAGGGGCUUGAAUUCACGAACCGUGAGAUCGUGACCUGAGACACUUAACCGACUGAGCCACCCAGGCACCCUAGGACAAAGUUAUUUCUAAAAAAGGAAGUUUCUUCCUUUGAUCUUUACGGUUUGCUAUGUCAGCCCCUGAGUGAAGCAGAUAAUGCACACAAGAGAAAAGGAUUAGGAAAGUGAGCACCUUUCCUUUAUGAAAGCUGCAGGAAUCAAACAAGGCUGCAGAAUUCAGAACGGAUGCUACUUCUUAGGCCUUCUUUUUACCCACAGCCUAGCAAACCUUGUUCUGACAGAUGAGGAGAUGGAUAUUUCUGGGCACUUGUUGCCUUCGAGACCAGCACGUGAACCUUCUGGAAUGCCUGGCCCUGACUCAACGCUGAAUCUGGGCCACUGGGUCUUUAGCUAGUGCCUCUGGACAGACUGAACUUACGUGAAUCUCUGUGAGCUGUGGCCAGCCUGGGCAGUGCCAGUUGCUAGGAAUCCUCUGGGCCUUCUGGACAAACAAUUCCUUUACAGCCUGAGGUAGGCAGUCCAGGAGGGAACGAGGCAGGGGUGGAUUUGUGUGACUUCAAGCUUGGUAUGGGUCCACAGUGUAAUGAGGCUUCCGGCAAAACAUAAGCACCCAAUAAAUGUUAGCUGUCAUGGGUGGUGGUGUUAGAUGCCCUUCCUUACUUACACUUACUCCUAUAACUUCUGCCUUGACCCUACAGUGUAUCCAAUCUCUCUUCUGCACGACAGCUCCUUAGACAUUUAAAGACAGCUAUUUAACUGGACUUUUCCAUGGCGUCCUGCCCUCUGAAAAACGAAGACCCACACACUCACCUGCCAGACUUCAUCAUCCUUGUGAGCCAGUACUGGUUGUGUUGAGUUGCCAAGGUAUUAAAGCUUAGAUGGGAGAAUGGCCUCUUGGGGUUGUCAUAAAAGGGAUCAGGUAAAUACUGACCUGGGUGACCUUGAACGCCAAGAUUUAAUAAGCCUGUAUGUCCCACAGGGGCUAAUCAUUUUUUUUUUAAUCUUUUAAAAAUGUUUAUUUUUUUCAUUUUGAGAGAGAGGGAGGGCAAGGGAGGGGCAGAGAGAGAGAGAGAGACUGGGAGUGAGAGAGGAUCCCAAGCAGUCUCCAUGCUCUCAGAGUAGAACUCGACUCAGGGCUCAAUCUCACAAACCGUGAGAUGGUGACCUGGGCCGAAAUCAAGAGUCAGAUGCUUAACUGACUGAGCCACCCAGGUGCCCUGGAGCUAACCAGUUUUUAUUCCUGUGGGCCACGCACUGUGCUAGACUCUGCAUGGGAUACUCGGCUUCAUGUGAUUCCAAGCUGGAGUGUAGCCUGAAGCCAGUUGCCUGGCUUGAUUUUACUCAAAUCUAUGGCAUUUCCAAGUCCCUAAACUCUGUGCGUGUAAGUCAGUGGACUUGAACAAGUUGAGGCUGUCUGUUUGCCAUCCAUACUUUCCCAACUACCAGUGUUUGAUGAAAAACAUCUAAAAACAUGCUACAUAUUUGGGAGAAGGAAGGUAAUAUCAGUUUGGUCAAGGAGAUACCACAUCCUACCUUUUAUGGAAGAUUUUUACUAUGAGGAAGUGGCCCAAAUGUGAUUUAUUCUUUGGAGUGACUGCAUGAUAUAUCGUCAACACUUUUAAAGAGUGGUAAGGGGUAUCGUGAAUAAUUAUGCCAGGACCACAGGCAUAAACUGGGAUCAUCCUAGGAAAACCACAAGUUCCCUUAAUUUGAUGGGGCCAGCUCCUCCGUGCUCAGGGGAGCUGGUCGUACACAUUUCUUCCUAACUCUGCAUCCUAUGUCCUGGUGUUGGCAGCUUGAAAUUGGCUACAGUGAGUGUAUUUGCCCUAUGGAAAUUGGCAAACGCUAAAAAUCAAGGUUUUCUUCUUAGGCAGCCAGUUGCUAAACAUUUACCAGUACGUCACUGACUAGAAUACAGGUCAUGGGUCACACAGAGGAAAGUCCCAGACAGCAUCAGUAAUACGAGCUGAAUAAUUAAAGCCUUUGAUUCAGAGAAUGGGAGAAAAAGACUGACAUGUCCUUUGCUAAGUAGGAAAAUGCCAGAAGGUGAGGAGUUAGACAAAAGAACUUCAUUCUCAGGAAAGAAAGUAUUCCACACAUAUUUGAGGGCCCGCUAUGUUUUAAGGGUAGAAUUUAGAAUCACAUUGUUGUCUGCCUCUCUUUCUCCCUCCUAAAUUCCUACCCCAAAUACCGUUGGGUUCAGUGCCAGAUCACCCAGUAGGGAGAACAAGCAGGUGUUAGUGUACCAACAACGCAGCAGGAGAGAAGAAAGAAAGAAAGAAAGAAGAAAAUAAUAUACAUGACUUUAUGUAUAUAUACAUGCAUGCACCAGAGUACUAACUACAGGAGAACCAUAACUUUAGGCUUCUUCUUUACACUCAUUUUAUGAUUCACUCCUGUUUUUAUGUUGAAUGACUUGAGUUGUUUUGAGCUACAUGUUCGUUACAUGUGGACUGGGCAACACCAAUAGUUUUCCUGUAAAUAGGUGUAAAUCUAGCCCCAGUGAACCUUGCACCUUUCUAGGGUGAUUUAUAAUUAAUUUACUGUUGGUGAAAUGGCAGGGUGGAGUUGCCAGAGGAUCUCCAUUUCAUGUUUUUGGUUAGGGCGGGCAGGCUGAAAUUUGUCCCAGCCAAAAGGGAAGGGAGGUUGUUUGUUUGUUUCCAGAGGCAGGAUCUAUGGGGCAAAAAAAGGGACUUCCCCAGUUCAUUCCCAUUAGAUUUUUACUCCAAAGGCAACCCGUGAUGCCCCACUGUCCUCUCACUGUCUUGCAUGAGUAUUUGGAGAGUGUUGGGAUUGUAAAGAAAUCUUUUUACUUGGGAAAACUUCAAAUGUUAUAUAAAGCCAGAGUGUGCAUCAAAUAACUGCCUAUCACUCAUCACUCAGCCUAUCUUUCCACUCAUGUCCAAUCUUAUUUUUUCUGUUACAUCCAAACCUCCCCUUUCAAACUGGAUGAUUUGCAGCAAGUCUCAGAUAUCUCAGUUUAAUGCCUUCCCGUGGUUUGGGAUGGACAUCGGUGGAACGCUGGUUAAAUUGGUCUACUUUGAGCCAAAGGAUAUUACAGCCGAAGAGGAGCAAGAGGAGGUAGAGAACCUGAAGAGCAUCAGAAAGUAUUUGACUUCCAAUACGGCUUAUGGGAAAACCGGGAUCCGAGACGUCCAUCUAGAACUGAAAAAUCUGACCAUGUGUGGGCGCAAAGGGAACCUGCACUUCAUCCGGUUCCCCAGCUGUGCUAUGCACAGGUUCAUUCAGAUGGGCAGCGAGAAGAACUUCUCCAGCCUCCACACCACGCUCUGUGCCACGGGAGGUGGGGCUUUCAAGUUCGAAAAGGACUUCAGAAUGAUUGCUGACCUGCAGCUCCAUAAACUGGAUGAACUGGACUGUCUGAUUCAGGGCCUGCUUUACGUCGACUCCAUUGGCUUCAAUGGCAAGCCAGAAUGUUACUAUUUUGAAAAUCCCACAAAUCCUGAAUUGUGUCAAAAAAAGCCGUACUGCCUUGAUAACCCAUACCCUAUGUUGCUGGUGAACAUGGGCUCGGGUGUCAGCAUCCUAGCAGUGUACUCCAAGGACAACUAUAAAAGAGUUACAGGGACCAGUCUUGGAGGUGGAACAUUCCUAGGCCUAUGUUGCUUGCUGACUGGUUGUGAGACCUUUGAAGAAGCUCUGGAAAUGGCAGCUAAAGGCGACAGCACCAAUGUUGAUAAGCUGGUGAAGGACAUUUACGGAGGAGACUAUGAACGAUUUGGCCUUCAAGGAUCCGCUGUAGCAUCAAGCUUUGGCAACAUGAUGAGUAAGGAAAAGCGAGAUUCCAUCAGCAAGGAAGACCUCGCCCGAGCCACACUGGUCACCAUCACCAACAACAUUGGCUCCAUUGCUCGGAUGUGUGCGUUGAAUGAGAAUAUUGACAGAGUUGUGUUUGUUGGGAAUUUUCUCAGAAUCAAUAUGAUCUCCAUGAAACUGCUAGCAUAUGCAAUGGAUUUUUGGUCCAAAGGACAGCUAAAAGCUCUGUUUUUGGAACACGAGGUAGGUCAAGUCUACAUGGACUUAGUCAUCCUGCGUGGAGUGUAUUGGGUGUUGUCUAACUUUCGAGUGAGUCCCUCCGUUUUAAAAUUGGUCAAAUAGAAAGAGUUGCCAUUUAAACUUUGCACUUAGACAAAGGAUAAAGAAGAA
Messenger RNA from Panthera uncia (snow leopard), 9298 nucleotides. It is a transcript of the gene PANK1, whose product is annotated as pantothenate kinase 1. The record is from RefSeq and is a predicted model, not a curated record. Gene Ontology annotation, cellular component: nucleus; cytosol. Gene Ontology annotation, molecular function: pantothenate kinase activity; ATP binding. Gene Ontology annotation, biological process: coenzyme A biosynthetic process. The coding region runs from base 8030 to 9250 and encodes 406 amino acids. The transcript has 7 exons. NCBI's taxonomy places the organism in Eukaryota, Metazoa, Chordata, Mammalia, Carnivora, Felidae.